Coniophora puteana RWD-64-598 SS2 is the source of this 696-nucleotide messenger RNA. RefSeq lists its product as uncharacterized. The transcript has 3 exons. The record is from RefSeq and is a predicted model, not a curated record. Bases 1 to 696 code for a protein of 231 amino acids. NCBI's taxonomy places the organism in Eukaryota, Fungi, Basidiomycota, Agaricomycetes, Boletales, Coniophoraceae.
AUGCUAGGCUCAGACGAAGUAGUCAAGCACAUCGUUGCCCACGAUGUUCCUCGUACAUCCUUUCAGCUCCCCUGCUGCCGCCGUGGAGAUCUUGACGUUGAGGUCAAAACUCAUUUCCACUACACCUCUGUAGGGGUGAAACGAACCUUUGCCACCGUUGAAAGGUUCUCCAUGGAGGCGGAUGAUGGUCAUGACCAUGACCAUCGCAAGGGCAUGGGUGACGUAAAGCUAGAAUUGGAGCACCAGGAACCCCCAGCCAAAAAAUCCCGGGUGGAAGGGACGGGAGCCACAGAGACAAGCUCCCUCCCAGCUCCCUCAGGUGCCGGAGCGGUCAGCUCUGCUUCCCCAGCUGCGUCAGACGCACAAAGCUCCUCGCCUACUUCCCCACCUGCAUCGGAUGCACGGAGCCCCUCCCCUGCAGCAUGCACUUCAACUGAUGAGGUGGCAACCCCUGUGAAGGCCACCCCCUUCACAGCUCCCUCGCCCGGGUUCGUCAGAUCACCAACGCCCAUGCCAGGUCUCCCGCCCACGCAGCCCUGUACCCCUGUAGCGUACGAGGAUUUUUUUAUCUUUGACCAGCUGGAGCAGCGCUUUCAAACCCGUAGGCUGCCCAAGCCAAAGGCCAGGUCUGAGUCAGCGGCCCCGCCUCUUGUAAAGCGCGAACAAACCCCACCAUCUCCGAGCCCGCGAGCAUAG